Messenger RNA from Dendronephthya gigantea, 1792 nucleotides. Its product is annotated as E3 ubiquitin-protein ligase NRDP1-like. The record is from RefSeq and is a predicted model, not a curated record. Lineage: Eukaryota; Metazoa; Cnidaria; Anthozoa; Malacalcyonacea; Nephtheidae. Gene Ontology annotation, molecular function: zinc ion binding. Gene Ontology annotation, biological process: positive regulation of JNK cascade; regulation of canonical NF-kappaB signal transduction. The transcript has 6 exons. The coding region runs from base 88 to 1026 and encodes 312 amino acids. Gene Ontology annotation, cellular component: plasma membrane signaling receptor complex.
UAAAGAGUGAACCGUGAAGACAGUGUUGAAGCAGAGCGGACCCGCCGUGAAAGAAGCCAGUUUCAGGUGCAUUGACUUAUAUUACUCAUGGCGGGAUUCCAGGUGGGUUAUGAUCCAGAUCGUUUCAUUUCACCAGUUGAUGAAGAUUUCCUCUGUCAGAUUUGUCGCUUUGUGUUGAAUGAUGUACGAUUGUGUAAAGACGAACAUUGUUUUUGUUUAUGUUGUAUAUCACAACACCUUCAAUUAUCAUCAACAUGCCCAGUGUGUCGACAAAUUCUCACUCCAGAAACUUUGAGAUCUCCCCAAAGAUUUAUGAGGAAUCUUUUAUCAGAGCUGAGAAUCAGGUGUAAAUACAUCAAUCGAGGGUGUCCUGAAGUAACUGCACUUGGAAAUCUACAAAAUCACGAAAGUGUUUGUGAAUACCGUCCAGUAACAUGUGGAAACUGUCACCUUGAAGUAAAUGCAAGAGAUGCAGGCAACCACUCUUUUAAUAAAUGCCGAGGUUUUGUAAAUCUUGAAUCACAUCAAGUAAAAGUGGAUGAUGAUUUAAUUUUUAUCAGAGAAAAACUAAGAGAAUUCAACUUGAAACAAAACGAACUGAAAGAAAAUCACGAUUUACAAAGGCAGGAAGUAAACGAAGUCAGCAAGUGCUGUAAAACUUACACGAAUAUGAUUCAAGAUGAAAUGGCAGGAAUGCACGAGGAAGUAAAUAAAAUUAAGGAAAACGUCAACGAAUUGGGAUCAAUACAACAUAUAUGCCGUGAAAUGGCAGAAAAACAUGAUCGCUUUAAGGAUGAGUUGAAAGAUCAGAUCUGUGAAAUGGCAAGAAGACAAGAUCAAAUGGAGGAACGUUUGUACAGUAUGAAUCAAAUCCAAACAAAUAUAAGCUGCAAAGUAGAUAAAAUAGAGUCGAUGAUGGUUCAACAUCAGGAGUUGAUGAGUGCAGGAGAUCGUGAAAAACAGACGAGAAAUGACGCUCAAAACAAUGCUCAAGUGAUGGAUUUCAUUCCCAUUUUAGAAGCAUGACAUUCCACCUUGAGUUCUUUUUACUUCCACAUUUUCAGUCCUCUCCAGCUUACGUGAGUAAUUUUCGAAUGCCAUACUAUGUGAAGGAACUAAAACGAUAAUUGGAGGGGGUUGUUUAUUCGUAUAGUUCAGUUCUGCCCGACGAAUUUCUUUGUAAGAACUGAAUAUAUUAAUACCCCCCCCCCCCAAAUUAUCGUCCUAGUAUCGGUCGUGGUGAGAAAAAGUAUUGUUGACAAGACUAAGUGCAGUUGACAACCCAAAUGUUGACAUCAUCUUCGUGAAGUAUCAAUAUGGAUGUGUUACAAAAAUGAGAUCCUUAUUAUUACAAGCUAUCCUGGCGGUGGGUGAAGAUCGAACUGACCAGAGAGACGAAAUAAUAAUACCUUUUGGGUUUAUAAUAUUCAGAUUUUAUUUCUUCUUGUUUCAUAUGAUUAUAUAAUGGGGUGGAUGCGCAUCCCCUCCCCUAGCCUAGUACAGGAGAUGUGCGGAGGAAUUAAAAUUUUGGGGGGGUUCACUUAAUAACUAAAUAUCUAAAACUUGGGUAGUGGUGGAUUCAGGGUAAGUCAAAAUAAAAGACACAGCCUAAUUUCAAAUUCAAAAUACCUUAAUAACAGCGCCAUUUGGUUAUUCAUUUCUAAGAAUUCGUUUAUUAAUAGUCUAAGUUGGAGCUCUAGCAAUUUGUUUUGACUUACCUUGGAUUUGCCACUAAACUGGGGGUAAAACUUGUUGCUGUUGUUGUUACAAUGGAAGUGUUGAUUAGAAUAAA